Molecule: messenger RNA, 4587 nt
Organism: Durusdinium trenchii
Lineage: Eukaryota; Dinophyceae; Suessiales; Symbiodiniaceae
Source: the annotation of a GenBank genome assembly
AUGGAACGCAUUCAGCUGACGGUGCAACCUGUCAUCCAUCGACUACCAGUCCAUGUGCCGCACACUCAUCGCGGCUGGGCAUUGCGAUUUUCAGAUGGCACCUAUGACAUCAGCUAUGAAGACUUGAGUGAUGUCCACCAUCCUCGUGGCCGCUUUCCAAAGCCAGUCCAAGUGGGAAUCUUUUUCUAUGGAUAUGGUGAUCCUGAAGAAGACGACAUCGAAGCACCAGCAUCCAUGGGUGAUGCUGAACCAGCACCGCCUGACCAGCGACCUCAUGAAGUCCAACCGCAACCUUAUGAAGUACAACCGUUGACAGAAGAUGACCCAAGAAGACAAAUCCAGCUAUCACCACCGCACGGCAUACACUUCAAGCCCGGCACCAAGAUCUCACAAGAGAUGAAGCACAUGCUUUCAAGAGUGCACCGCAACAUGGGACACCCCAGUGCCGGCGAGUUGAAGAACAUGCUGUCUAUGUCGGGCGCUCGUGACCCGGCUUUGUUUGCCGCCAUCGAUGGCGUGACCUGCGACACUUGCGAGAGGACUCGCAUGCCACCUCGACCUCCUCUAGCACAUCCACCUCGCGAUGGCUUUCAGCAGUUUGGAGAUUCAUUGCAGAUCGACAUUGUCUACUGUCGUGACACCGGCGGAGCAAACUACCCCAUCCUUGGGGUGAUCUGUGAAACCACACACCUUCACACUGCCACAGUCUUGGAGAGCCGAGCACCAGAAGAGACCUUCCGCAAGUUCAUGCUUUGUUGGGGCAGACCUUAUGGACUACCUCUCACAAUCCGCACCGACCCAGAUGGGGCCUUCAGAGGCCGAGACACAGGACAGUUCGAGGCAGAGCUCUCAGCCUUGGGCGUCUACAUCGACUAUUGUCCACCAGAGGCUCAUCACCGCCUCGGACUCAUCGAACGACACAACAGCACCAUGCGCUACAUCAUGGAGAAGUUGGUGAACCAGAACGGAGUCACUGGCCCUGAUGGCAUGGAGAGAACUUGCGGUGCCGCAACCUAUGCCAAGAACUCUUGCACUUGGAGUUCAGGACGGCCGCCUUUCGUUGCCGCCCUUGGGCGCAUGCCCAGAGUUGGACUGGACUUGCUGUCCAACCCCCGUGGUUUGAUCAUGGGCAGCACUCAAUCAGAAGUCCAACGACACUCGGACUAUCUCCGCAUUGAAGCACAACAACACCUUGCUGCCAUGACAGUUGAUGCUUCUUUGAGACGAGCUCUUCUGAGGAGAACACCACCUCAGGCAGAGUUGGAAGCACCGGUUGGCUCCAUUGUGGCAUACUGGCGAUGGAUCGCUCGUUCUGGGCGGAAGCGUGGCGGGUACAGACUCGCUCGACUUUUGGGACGAGAUCCCGACCAGAAGUCCUUCUGGAUCCAAUCCGGAACAAACACCAUCAAGGUGGCUCAACACCAGAUCCGAGCAGCUCAUGGCUAUGAGCAGUGGAUCCCAGAUGCCGCCGACAUACAAGCACUUCGACAAGCAUCAGCAAACCUUCAGCAAGGCAUCCUACAGGAUGAAGAGAUUGCACAAGCACCACCAGAUACCGAACAGCAGAUCACGGAAGAUCCCUACAUGAACAUCGAAGCCGAGCCAGACACACCAAUGCUCCUGCCCACGCUUACACAGCAGCAUCCGGCAGCAGCAGACACAGAAGCACGACGACAUGAGCAGGUUCAGACCGAACCUCAGGCAUUACACAUACCAGUACAAGAACCGGCAGUGGAGCAACACCUCCACAUGAACAUCAGCUCACCGAGCUACAAGCAGACGAACAUAUACCAACAGCAGACCUUUGGCUUUGGACCAGAAGAGGCAUCCAGAGCACCAGUGCGCACACCCGUGCGACAACCGUACAGAGCACGUUCCAAGACACCAGUUCGGCGACUUGGAGGCACAACGAGUCCGCAGCAGCAGUUGGAAGCGCCUGCAGAAGCACAAGCACCAGCAGCCGCAGCAGGACAUGGCACUUCACCAACAGGUGACACUUCACAAGUCAUCGACCUGACACCCGAUGACGAAACAGCAGAGGCAAAAGCACUUGCACGGAUGAUUCCCAGAACACCUGAGGAGUUGUCUGGACAAACGACACCGACACUUGCGGAACUUGAGCAUCGGCACACACCGGCAAAGCGAAGCAUAGCAGAAACAUCACCAGAGGCACUCUUGGAGAGCAGCUCCAAGGGACAAGCAACAGGCAGUGCACCACACACAGUGGCAUUGACACACAACCACCUGAUUUACAACACAGCAGAUGGCAUCCACACGCAAGAGGAUGGCUUCGACGGCACGGAGACCAUCAAGAUGCCACACAAUGCACACACCUGCCUGAAUGCUUACCGGCGCUCACCUGACUACGCCGGCAACGGCGACAGUGAAGAGUCAGAAGACGGUGGUCCUGACCUUCGUGGCCUCAAGCCAUCCGGCAGCCCACCGCUGUCAAGGAUUGAGCAGAAAGCCCUGGACAAGGAACUUCCUUGGCAAUUCAUCAUGCAGCAAUCCGAAGAGUACAUCCAGGCCUUCGUGAAGUCAGCUCAAGAUGAAGAAGCUUCCUGGAACCAGUGGGAAAGCGUGAGGCCAUUGUCAGAGAAGGAGGCUGAGCAUGUGUACUCCACGCCACACCUUCGAAAAAGGAUUCUCAAAAGCCGCUCAGCUUUUCGAGACAAGAACAAGCACAUACCGCCCUUGAAGGCGAAGACUCGUGUCGUGGCCAUCGGAUGCCUCGACCCGGACAUCUUCAGUUUGAAUCGUGAAUGUGCUACCCCCACUCGUCAAGCCGAGUUUGUUUUGCUGGCCUUUUUCAUUUGUGGCAAGAACAAGAUGCUCUUGACACAAGAGAGCACGUGGACGUUGUGGAGUGGUGAUGUGAAGACGGCAUUUCUCCAGGGACAACAAGAAGGCCGUGCAGCGCCGCUGUACCUGGCACCUCCUCGUGAUCCAAUCACGGUUCGAGCGCGAACAUUUGCUGCCCCUUUGUAUGAAGUCCGUGGCAACAUCUACGGAUUGGCAAAUGCUCCAAGGGUUUGGUCAUUGGAAGUCACCAAGCGACUUUUGAAGGCUGGAUACGUACGCCACACACUGGACCAUCAGCUCUUUUACUACUUCCAGAAGCCUCCAGGUGGUUCAGAGGAAGUGUUGAUGAGCGUCCUUAUGGUGUACGUGGACGACUUCCUCCUCGCCCAUGAUGACAGGUAUGACCGUGAGCAUGUUUUGAGUCUUUUUACCUGGGGCUCCAAGACUGAGCUCACAACAGAAGAGAGCAUUUGUUUCAAGGGCAAGCAAAUUCACUUGAAGUUCGAUCGCCAGAAGAAUGUGUACUUUUUGAGUCUGGUGCAGACAGCUUUCAUCGAGAGCAUGCGUGGCCCUCAGACGAAGAUCCCGAAGAGCAAGUUCGACCAGGAACUGGCCACUGAGGACCUCUCUGAGAUGCGCUCAGUCGCUGGAAGUUUGCAGUGGGUCUCAGGCCAAACAAGGCCGGACGUUGCCGCCACUGUUUCUUUGAGCUCCCGUGGUCAGAAGACCAAGUACAGUGACUUGGCGGCCAUGUUUGAAGCUGUCGCUCACCUCCAGAGUACAAAGCAUUUAGGCUUGAACUUGUUCCCAGUGGUUUUGAAUGAGACCACCCACUUGCUGACCCUUUCGGAUUCGAGCUGGGCAAACGCCGAAUCCUUUGCUUCGCAGCACGGCUGCCUGACUUUGUUGGCAGAGCCAUCGAUCGUCGAGAGAACCGGGACUGCACUCCUCCUCGACUUUAAGUCGUCCCGGAGUCCUCGCAUCUGCCGUAGCACUUUGGCAGCCGAGGCAUCGGCAGCUGACAUGAACGCCAAGAUCGACCCACCCAUCCAUGUCUACAUGGUCUCCCAGAACCUGCAGAUGCUGGAUGUGGAAGAAGGUGUCUUGAGCUCGGUGCCGAACUUGAUCCUCUUCAGCUUGGUGGGCUGCCUGGUGAUGAUCGGCCUGAUCUUCCGAUCUGCGGCGCAUGGGGUCUUUCAGCUGGGCUGGUUGCGGACCUUGGGUCUUCCCCUCGGCGGCACCGAAGGCGCGCUGGGUGGAGAGGUGGAGAGGUGUGAAGUGAUGCGAAGUGGAACGGUGGACAAGGUCCUGGGUCUCGCACUGGACUAUGACAUUUUCCUGCUGGGGAGAAUGUCCGAGCUCCGAGAUCGUGGGCUUCCCACCAUGGAAGCGGCCGCGGGGCCCGAACCGCUGAGCCGUUCACGCAGCGGAGUUGUCGGGGGGCUGAAGGCUUUUUGGGUUUUGCCACUGCUCAAGCUGAGCGGUUUGGGCAGUGUUUUUGCAGCUGUUUUUGCAGUGGCCGAUGGCGUCGCACAGACGGGCCACGUGAUCACCUGUGCAGGGCUCAUGAUGGCCAUUGCCUUUGGAGGGAUGCUGCUCUCCGAUGUGCGCCGUUUCACCCGACCCGACCUGACUGCCAACGAAGAGAGCCCAGAGUGUAGUGCCCCAGUGCCCGUGGGAUGCCAUGAGGACACCUUCGUGGUGCGGACCAUUGUGACGCCGGCACUGACCGCGGCACUGGGCGAGGCCAAUUGGUGGCCCAGGGAGUGGAAGAACUACGACUGA